UGUAUCAUGACAACUUUAACAAGGCAAGACCUCAAUUUUGGACAAGUGGUUGCUGACAUUUUGUGUGAGUUCCUGGAAGUUGCCAUUCACCUCAUCCUUUAUGUCCGCGAAGUCUAUCCCUCUGGAAUAUUUCAGAAGAGAAAGAAGUACAAUGUACCUGUGCAGAUGUCAUGUCACCCUGAGCUGAAUCAGUACAUUCAAGAUACACUUCACUGUAUAAAGCCGCUUAUUGAGAAGAAUGAUGCUGAGAAGGUGGUUGUCGUCAUUAUGGACAAGGAACAUCAUCCAGUGGAGAGAUUUGUGUUUGAGAUAUCUCAACCACCACUGCUUUCGAUCAGCUCGGACACAUUACUCUCUCACGUGGAGCAGCUGCUGAGGGCAUUUAUUUUAAAGAUUAGUGUGUGUGAUGCUGUUUUAAAAAAUAAUCCACCAGAGUGUUCAUUCACAGUGUUAGUUCAUACAAGAAAUUCUGCGACGCGCAACAUGGAAAAGGUUCAAGUCAUCAAGGAUUUCCCCUGGAUAGUUGCUGAUGAGCAGGAGGUUCACAUGCAGGAGCCCAGACUCAUCCCAUUGAAGACCUUGACAUCUGACAUAGUGAAGAUGCAGCUCUAUGUGGAGGAGAUAGCCCAGAAGACGUAG
Nerophis lumbriciformis (worm pipefish) is the source of this 639-nucleotide messenger RNA. NCBI's taxonomy places the organism in Eukaryota, Metazoa, Chordata, Actinopteri, Syngnathiformes, Syngnathidae. The record is from RefSeq and is a predicted model, not a curated record.